Castor canadensis (American beaver) is the source of this 480-nucleotide messenger RNA. It is a transcript of the gene Tff2, whose product is annotated as trefoil factor 2. Gene Ontology annotation, biological process: chemokine-mediated signaling pathway; negative regulation of gastric acid secretion; maintenance of gastrointestinal epithelium. The record is from RefSeq and is a predicted model, not a curated record. Gene Ontology annotation, molecular function: CXCR4 chemokine receptor binding. NCBI's taxonomy places the organism in Eukaryota, Metazoa, Chordata, Mammalia, Rodentia, Castoridae.
AUGGAACCUCAAAGUGCCCGGCUCCUGGCAGUGAUCCUCAUCCUGGGACUGUGUGCCCUGGUGGGGGGCCAGAAACCUUCCCCCUGCCAGUGCUCAAGGUUGAGUACUGACAACAGGAAGAACUGUGGCUUCCCGGGCAUCACCAGCGACCAGUGCUUCACUCUUGGAUGUUGCUUUGACUCCAGCAUUGUUGGGGUCCCCUGGUGUUUCCAUCCCCUCCCAGAGCAAGAAUCAGAGGAGUGUGUUAUGGAAGUCUCAGCUCGUGAGAACUGUGGCUACCCGGGCAUCAGCCCCGAGGAGUGUGCCUCCCGCCAGUGCUGCUUUUCCGACGUGAUCCCUGACGUGCCUUGGUGCUUCUUCCCAGAGUCUGUGAAAGACUGUCACUAUUGAGGGGCGAUGGCUGCAGAGAACACACCUGGCUUGCCAGACACUCUGAAGCAAAGGAAGAACGUUCCUGGUCUGAUCAGCUUUAGAGUUCAC